AGGGGUGCGGACGCCCGGAGUGGUCAGGGGGUCUGGGCGAAAGUUGCCCGGGGGUCCGGGUGCCUGGGGAAAAGGGGUCCGGGUGCCCGGGGUGGUCGGGGAAGUUGCACGGAAAUGUCCCGGGGGUCCGGGUGCCCAGGGUAAAGGGGUCCGGGUACUCGGGGUAGGCCGAGAAGACUCGAUUUUGAGCGAAAUUUUCAGAUCUCGAACUAGGUGCGGAAGAACUUGAUUUCAAGCUACAAAUUGGAUGGGGAAAAAGAAAAAAUGGGGCUAGAGAACGCCAAGGGAGGUAGAUCCACUUGCCAAACACUAGAUCCAUGGAUCAAAAUCAACAAAAACUCACAAGUACCAAAAAAAUGCAAGAAAUUUUUUGGGGCUCUUUUUGUAGGGAAUUUUCGAAUUGGGACAAAAACACACAAAAUUAGGCUAGAAAGCGGUGGGGGAGACUCCAAAUUCGUGAUCAACGUGGCUCUAGAUACCAAGAUGUUGUAGGGUGGAGACCCUAAGUGGAGUCUUUCAUGAAUUGGAGGGGGAUCCACGAAGAACGUGAAGAACAUGAAGAAUAAGAGGGGAAAUCACAAGAGGAACACUCAAGAACAAGUCCAAUCACACAUCCACUAGAUCAGCAAACACACAAGAUUCACAAGGUACAAGAACAAUCAAAGGGAAACAAGAUACAUGGUAAAGUUCAUCUCAAAUCCAAAGGAGAUGAGGUCUUGAUGAUCUAGAUAGAUCCUUCCCUCAUGGGGGUCUUGAAUCCCUAAGGAUCUUCUCCAAUGGAGGUCAUGAUCUCCAUGGGAGAGGGUAGAUAGGAGCAAAGCUCUCAAGAUCAUAUCAUGUACUUUGCUAACCCUAAUUUCGAGCUAGGAGAUGACUAUUUAUAGACUAGGGAAAGUUUGGGCGUAAAAUGGGGGUACAUGGGUCAUUGGACCCAGUGCAUGCAGGCACGGCCGGAGGGUUUCGGGCACCCGGGGCGGCGCCUGGGAAGGGGGCCGAGCACCCGAUGGUGAAAGCUCGGGCACCCGGGGUGGACAGACGGGCUGCGCCCUUUGGGGCCGCCGGCCCGGGCACCCGGGGGUUGAGGGCCCGGGCACCCGGGGUGGUCAGAGGCCUCCGGUGCUUCGCGUCUUGGGGUCCCUCUUCCUCCUCCUUCUCUCUUCUUGGAUGGUGUAGAUGUUCUCUUGCGCUUGAACUUCUCCUCGUCGUCGACGAAGCUCCGGUAAUACCUAUGCAUGUACAUGAGAGGGAUGUCAAGUAGUAUACCAUCCUCGAAGGGGUCAAGUGAACACGUGUAAAGGAGAUGAUUAACCUUUAUGUAUGUGAAGUAGAUGUCGCAUGUGUCACUUGCCGAACGGACUCUUGACAUGGUGAUGUCCGUAGGAUGCUCCGCAUCGUGUCCGGAACGACUUUGUUGUGCACAUACAUGUGAGAGGUUGAUUUUGCUGGCAAGCUUCGGCUCUUUAUGUAGCGCGAUAGUUCGUGUCGGCAAGCAUGGCUUCGAUCGUUUCCGUGAGCAUGGUGCAAGGCUCUCUCCAGUGAGGUGGUAGUCAGCAGGUGUGCUCCAUCGUCGGUGCUGGCCUGUGUGGUGGCCAAUCCGGCUUGUGGCGACGCCCUUAGUGUGGUUUGCGUGGCCACCAAAGGUCUUCUUGAGUGUUUUCCUCCAGAACCAGUGGUUGCUGCCGGCGACUCGUACUGGUUAUUGAAGUGUAUAUGUGGAUUGCCUAGCACUUUCCAUUAGUUCAGACUUUUGGUUGCGUGGCUAGUGCAUGAAGCUUAACGUGGUAUCAAAGAUAAGGUCUUGAGUUCAAGCCCUGGCUUUUGCAGUUUAUCUAAAAAUUGUUGUUCCCCCCUUUGUGUCCAUGUAUAGGCCUCUUGAGCCAUACUUUGAGUCUAUCCACGUGUUUGACUUCCUGCAUCACACGUAAGAGGGGUGUUGAAGUGUAUAUGUGGGUUGCCUAGCCCUUUCCAUUAGUUCAGACUUUUGGUUGCGUUGGCUAGUGCAUUAAGCUUAACAUGGCAUCAGGGCCUAAGGUCUUGAGUUCAAGUCCUGGCUUCGCAAUUUAUUUAAAAAUUGUUGCUGCCCCCUCUGUGUCCACGUAUAUUACUCUUGAGCCAUACCUCUGAGUCUGUUCACGUGUUGACUUCCCGCAUCACACGUGAGAGGUGUUGAAGUAUAUACGUGGAUUGCCUAACUGUUUCCAUCAGUUCGGACUUUUGGUUGCAUUGGCUAGUGCAUGAAGCUUAACAUGGUAUCAGGGCUAAGGUCUUGAGUUCAAGUCCUGGCUUUCGCAGGUUAUCCAAAAAUUGUCGUUCCCCCCUUUGUGUUCGUGUAUAGGCGUCUUGAGCCAUACCUCCGAGUCUAUCCACGUGUUGACUUCCUGCGUCACACGUGAGAGGGGGUGUCGUUUGUUUGUUUUGACGGCUCUCAGUCCAGUCGAUGCAAUCUAUGGACGACGGCUUGGCAUAGAGAAUAUGGUUGUUCAGCAGCAGUGGGAUUUCUAGCCCAUCGCAUGUGGCUGUUAGGAUUGAGUAAAAGGGGUGGUGGCAACACAUGAUUGACUUCGAUAUGAUGGUGCUUCUCGAGCACUUGAUCUCGAGCUUUGGGAUGAAAACCCUAUAAUCCCUAUGUCUGGCCGAGUUGGUUAUACCUGGCAAUGGUGAUUUUUUUGCGUCGUUUCCUUGUUGAAGGCAUGGCUCAGAUAUGCUCGUACUUGUUCUUCUGGAAGAAAACCUAGAAUUUGGCUUUGGUGGUAGCAUCCUAUGACGACGACGCUCGAGCAUUGUUCCCUUUUUGAAGGCGUUGCUAUUGAAGAACCUCAUUGUCCUUGUGGUGUCAAGAUGGUUGAUGCGGAUAUAGUCGUUAAUGUAGUUUUUUGAUCGCUUUGUCUUUUUAUCUUCUUUUUUCCCUCUUAUGCAUAGCUUUGGUCUUGUAUGACUUUGCUAUUAGCGUGUUUAUUUGUGUGUGUGCGCGUUGGUGUUGGCUGUGUGCAUCCUAGCUAUGCAGAGGCUGGGUGUGUGAUCAUGGUGUUUGUAUCCACUUGAUGCUUCAUUUUGAGUCAAUAAAAUCCAUCCUUUGUCGAAAAAAGUAUUAUACUCUAUUGGCUUACAUCAUUAUCAACAAGCUUGUGAUUAUCCAGGACCGACUCUAGGAAUUUGGAGUCUCGUAGUGAAAUAAAAAAGGUGGCCUUAAAAUUUAAAACUUUUAUCUGUAACUGAAUCAUCUAGUAAUGAAAUAGUUGUCAACUUAGUGUAUUGUGUCAAGUAACGACCCACUAGGCGGUUUAGGGUCAGUGUAGCAGGCUCGCGCGAACGGUGGAACAUACAGCCAUACAAGACGGGGUGUUGACAAGCAGCAGGGGCGGCUGACCGGGAAAUUCAAUGGUAGGGAUUUCUGCUUCUUUUCAGCCGCUUAGAUCAUGGCAUUGCGCGAUUCGCAUAUCUAGCAACCAACACCGAUCACUCCACCUGGGAUGCUACAGGCGAGGUGGUGUCCUUCCGAUCAAGCGACCCAUGCAGAUUAGGAUGAAGCGGACGAAAUCAUGAACAGGGAGGCUCAGUUGUUUUUCUCUCUGGUGGUUGGCCCAUGUUUUUGGGGACCCUGCUCGCAACCCCAUCGAUGGGUGUGGUGGUUACAUAUGUGGUGCCUGCCCUUAUAUAGAGACCGUAGGGGCACUGGUACGGUGGCUAACAUUUGAACUAAAACCACGAAAAUUAUUUUGGAAUGGAGGGAGUGCUUUUUUACAAAUCAAAUUUAGCUAAGCUACAUGGCAACAAAUCUAAAUUGACUUCUUUCUCUUCACUUUACCACCAUAGCAUCUGAUAGUGCAUGAACUUUCUAGCACCUUCUCACAUUGUGGACAUGUAACAUGUAUAAUAUGCAUAUUUUUAGGGUAUUGAGAAGAUUAAUCUUAGCACUAAUAUGUCUCAAGGUCUGCUUCAACAUAUAGAAUUUAAAGUUUCUUUUCUUGUGGACGCAACUAACAGCAGAACUCUACUUGUGGACACAACUUCCAGAAGAACAUGUGUUGUAGAAGCCCCUAUUAAACGACCAUAUUUUUUUGUGGACGCAACUAACACGGGAAUUCAGCUUCUUGUGGACGCAACUAACACAAGAAGUAUCUUUUGGAUGCAACUGACACAUUAUCUUGGUUACACAGAAGAUAUUAUGGACACCUCUAGCAAAAGAACUUAGGUAACCACACACAGAGAUUAUCUCAUUGACGCUGGUAGAUAUGCGUGUGUGUGUGUGUGUGUGUGUGUGUGUAGCCGUGAAGGUUUUUAUUUUCCUUGUUGUAUAAGGGGCUUGUGCAUAUUUCCUGGCAUGUAUAUAAUAUUGUCCUAUGGCCCCAUGGUAAUACAAGUUGCUUAUCCUAACAGGUAUGAGAACCCUUGUUUUUUUUUUCUCCACACACACUUGCGCUCAAUCUUGAUCGGUUUUGGUCUUCUUUUGUUCUUGUCGUUUCUGCGGUUAACGCGUUCGAUCGCCAUCUCCUCGACUGGAUCGACCCUCUCCAUGCCAACCUCCACCUCACAGUUGCCCGUCUAUCAACAGGACGCCGCCACCGGCGCUCUCAAUUGUCGAUGUCCAGAUUGGAUCAGGCCGCAAGUCCCAUCUUUCCGAUUGGAUAGUGACUCUGCCCCGCCAACGAAUGCUUGCCGUGUACCUCCUUUUGCAGAAAUCAUGCCAUGCUUCCCUACCGUGUGCUGACCAUCACCUUGUCCUUGACUACCUAGCGUUGUCUCUGCCUUCGUCCAACUCGAGGUCACCUCUUCCCUGAGCGCUACCGUCUCCAAGGCUCGUUGCACUAUUCAUGGGGACACUGGAAGUCAGCGUCAAGUUUUGCUCUAUUCGCGCUGCUAGAUCUUGGAAAAAAAUGAGUAAAAAAAGGUAUAAUAUCUUCGUCAUCGCGUUACAUUUGCAUCCCUCAUUGCCUGGUGAUUUUUGGUGGUGUUAACAACACCGAGUUUGUGGCCCGCAGGCGCAUCCAUAUGCACUCUCUGGGAUGUUCUCUCUAGCAAGGUCUCCUCUUCACUGCACUCUGCGCUGCACUCUGUUGCCCCUGUAGAUCCUAUGCUGCCGACACCACUGGCUCCUACCCCGGAUGCCUACCAGGCUGCUAAGGAUGCUGACAAGAUUGCUGAUGCUGCUGCCAUUGCUGCCGCAACAAAAAUGAUCCCAGACUACCAAACGGCUCUUGACACUUACCGCCAUGAACUAACAGCCUAUGUUCUGGGCUUGAUGAUGACACUCAUUCUGGGGCUGUCCUUUGUGCCAGUGUUCUGCCUUGGUUUUCUUCUGAGUUUUCAUCAGGGUGAUGCCACCGUCGAUGCGUUCUACGCUUAGAGUUAUGCUAUCUAGUGCAACUUGAUUCUUCUCGCAUUACUUGUGGCUCAUGUUCCUGUUGUUAGACUAUUUGUUCGGACUUGGAGUUUCACCAUGUCACGAGUUCUUUGAGAUAACGAGAAGAUGACGCAUCAGAGGGAGAUAACCCAUUAGGAGAAGAUACAAGAUGAGUAUGAAGAGUAGAUGGUUGUCAUAAGAACAUGGCACAUCAAGAGAAUGAAACAUUACACAAAAAAUCCUGGCCCAAGACACCGGUGAUGAAAGAAGCUCGACAGCCAAAUAAUUAACUUAGAUCAACGACAAUGCAAAAGGAGGCCACAAAAAUCCUAUAAAAAGAAUAAUGACCAGAAAACUGGAAGGCAUGAAAAACACGAAAGAGCAACGGGUUUGGUGGACAUAGUGAAAAAUAUAGAAAACUGGAAGGCACAUACUAGACUAGGCAAUGAAGCAGAGAGACCGGCGGCGGUGGCAGCGGAAGAAGCAUGAAGCUAGUUAAGCUUGCAAAUGGCAUGAGAAUCGUGGCGGCGAGGGCCAGAACCAAACAAAGCUCCCGUGCGAUGCUCCCGACUAUGAAUAAGGUGGUCUCCUUAAGAUUGAAGAGUCAGUAGCAAGACUGGCAAAACCCUAAGUUGCACAAUAUCUUGCUCAAUGAAGGCCAUGGUUGAAGAGGUUGAAAUAGAAUCACCAGUCCUUUUAGAAGAGCCUCGUGAAAGGCGCCGCUUCUAAUUGUAGCAAGAAGACUCAUAUUGACGCAUAUCGUAGCAAGUGCAAGGAGGACUAGGGCGACCACUAGCGUCGGUUGGAGAUAAUAUAAGAAGCGGAGCACUAAGCGAGAAGCAUCCGGUACAGGAGUAGACGGAGCAGGUGAGCGAGUGGCAAGCAUCGAGGGUACCUCCAAUAGACCAACACCGUGCAGACGAGUAUCCUCAUCACAAACCUCUGAGAGGGCCCCGUGAAGAGAGACAUGAGGUAUGCGUGCAAAGAGCUGGGCAUGUCGCGGCUUAAACUCCUUAUGGAGCCGAGACAAGAACUCAUAAACAAGAUGAAACUCAGUCUGGAUGAGCAUCCUGGCAACACAGAUGAGUGACAACCAAUAAUACAAAGCGGAUCGAGCUGGCGCCAAAUAGUGUUAUUUUGAGAAUAGAAGUCGUCGACGGUGGAAUCACCCUGUUGUAGUGCCUAGAAGUCGUCGAUGGUGGAAUCACCCUGUUGUAGUGCAUGCUCCUGGUGAACCAUAGACAUAUAGAGAGCGUCAUUGGAGGGUUGAUAGCGCUGGCGAAGGUGAGUUAUCUCGAAGGCUGUAGAGAAUGCCAUGGAGGAAAGCUGAGGCAUGACACUGGCAUAAAGAACAUUCGCAGAAUGAGCAUCAUCAUCAAAUUACCGAGCAUUGGCAGCUAGCUGAUUACUGUAAGUGUCAAAAGCUAUCAGGUAGUCUGAAACCUGUUGGUUGUAGACGACAACAACAACAUCGUCAACAAUGCAACAUUGGGGGAAAGAGCAGGUGGUGCCAGCGGCAUAGGCACCACCAGGUCAAUAUGACACUGUGAACAAGGGACCUUGCUGAGAGAGCGCCCCAGAGAUGACACAUGUAGGCAAUGAAGUUGGUGCAAUUAACAUCAUAAAAAAUCACUGAGAAACGAGGGACGGAAACAUAGCCUAACAUGUUCCUUUUUUUUCUUCAGAAAAGUUCUCAGCGAUUGAGAUCAGAGCCCUAAUGAAACAGAGGAUUGUGCCCCAGAUACAUAUGGGAUGCAGAGCUCCGGUUAGAAGGCGUCGGUGUCGGUGGCGGUGGGAUGUCGAUCUAGAGGUGGCGCCGACAACCAGAGAGGCGACGCUCGACGUCGAUCUUGAGGUGGUGACCUUGAGGAGGAGACGACGUCGGCUUUUGGAGGAAGAUGAGGCGACCGAAAUGUGGUGGUGGCGGCGACCUUGAGGAGGAGGAGGCGACGUCGGCUUGAGGAAGAAGAUGAGGCGACCAAAAUGUGGUGGUAUCGGCGAGGCGAACUGGAGAGCAGACGUCGAGCAGGAUCAGGUGGGGAGGUGGGGACGAGCAGAAGCCGUUGGUUGGCUUGCUUGGAGGUGACUGAUCCAAUUGAGUAGGACACCGUGGGUUUUGAUAUGGGCUUUGAAAAAUUAGGGAAUCAAGUAGGUCGAACAAGAAAAUCGGGACUCGGUCAGAAGACCGAUCUAUGGAGAUCGAUCGAUCGAUCAAGAUGAACCAAAAAAAAAAAUCUGCAUGGAGAAAGAAGCAUGAGUUGCGUGUGCGGAAAAAACUAGCUCCAAUACCAUGUUAUGGAUGCAACUUGAUUGUAUUGUAAAGCCCAUGGGGAAAUAUAUAGUACAAAAGACUUGGAGCACAAAAAUGAAAAUCCGAACUAAUAUGUACACCUAGACGAAUUCUAUCAUUAACAGUUCGACAUGGUACGCCCUAGCGAACCGGCAGGGUCAAACAUCAACAAGGCUACCCACCCCCUGUCGAUCACCCAUGGAGCCACGUCAAAGGGAACCAAUGGACCACCCGUAAAGCUUCGUGAUCACCUUGAUCAUGUUGUCACCCAAUGGGAGCACAAAUAGUCGGUGGUAAACGGUAAUCACCUCCUCUUAGAUCUUCUCACUCCCCUCUACAAGCCCCACUUACGGAGCAUGUUCCGAAGGGCACAUAGCCCAGUGUUGAGACUGCCCCCUUGGCUGGCGAUGCGCCGGCUACGCCUCAGCUGGAAAUCCAACUCUAGGAGCAGGACAUCUGUGUGUGUCUUAGCUGCGCUUAGGAAUUCACACAUGGUGCGUGUUCUAGCGCAACCACCCACACUCGUCGGUCUCGCAACCCUACUUUUUCAUUAUUAUGACUAGGUCUUUUUAUGCAACUGUUUGGUAUUUUUUCUUCAGUCUUUCUUGAGACAUGGGCUUGAGUUGGAGUGUCAUAAAUAUUCUUUUCUGUCCAUAUUGGUUUUAGCACGGAAUAAAGAGAAGUCCUGCUCCUGAGGGACAUUGUGUUUCCGCAUCAGUUCCUUCUCAUGGUGGACUGACACUGACUGUAGAAACUUCAGCAAUUAAAGGAAUUGGUUCCUGGGUUAUUUUAGUUUGUAAAAAAGUAUUUCCUCAAAUAUGGUGGCCUCUCUAGAUAAUGUGAGAGGCUUGACUUUAGCCAUGUCAUCCAGUGCAUUCAUCGGUUCAAGCUUUGUAAUCAAGAAAAUUGGGCUGAAGAAGGCUGGGGAUUCUGGGGCUAGAGCAAGAGCAGGUUCUGGAGGUCAUUCAUACUUGUAUGAACCAUUAUGGUGGCUGGGAAUGGUCACUAUGAUUCUGGGCGAGAUAGCAAACUUUGCAGCAUACGCAUUUGCCCCUGCCAUACUUGUUACUCCUCUAGGAGCUCUGAGCAUCAUAUUUAGUGCAGUGCUCGCACACUUCAUCCUGAAAGAGAGAUUGCAUAUGUUUGGUGUUGUUGGUUGCAUCUUGUGUGUUGUUGGGUCUGUUGGUAUAGUUUUGCAUGCCCCAAAGGAGAGGGAGAUUAAUUCAGUGGAGGAAAUAUGGCAUUUUGCAACUCAGCCAGGUUUCAUUGUUUAUUCAUGUGUGGCUGUGGUUGGUGCUCUUUUUUUGAUUUUCUGGGCUGUCAAACGCUCUGGUCAUAGGAAGAUGCUCGUCUAUAUUGCAAUCUGUUCACUAAUGGGAUCACUCACGGUUAUCAGCGUAAAAGCAGUUGCCAUUGCCUUGAAGCUGUCAUUUAGUGAAUCAAACCAAUUCAUCUACGUCCAGACGUGGUUCUUCAUAUUUGUUGUCAUUAUUUGCUGCUUGGUGCAGUUGAACUAUUUAAACAAGCCACCCCAACUCGGGGGAUCGCUCCCCAUGUCUACUGCUCAUCCUCUGCUCGCCUCCCAUCAGGCCUCCAUGAUUCGGCACACAGACGCCAAAGCUUCCUCUCAACGCGACUACCUACCGCCAUUCUUUGGUCCUCCUACGAGCUCUGCCCGACGAGACGAGGUCGGCCUGCGGGCGUGUAGCCCCUCGACACCGGCAGCGGAGAGUUCAUGCGAGUGCUUGAUGCGGUUGGCGGUGACGCCCUCGGCGGUAAGCCACACGGGGGAGCUAGUGUCGUGGAUGGAGGCCUGCUAAUCACAGGAACGCCAUAUCGGCAUGCUUUCCGCGCAGUCGCGACAAGGAGGACGAGCGUGAGGAGAUACGAAGGAAGAAGAGAAACUGUAUGGGAUCGGGUAUAUGUAAAUCGCGUUUUUGGAAAAACCACUAAUACUCGUUUUUCCAUAAACGCAAAAUUCUGGGUUUUACGAGAACUGAGUUUCCUAUAUCCAUGGUUUGUUACAGCGGCCAAA
Triticum aestivum (bread wheat) is the source of this 9666-nucleotide messenger RNA. Its product is annotated as probable magnesium transporter NIPA2. The transcript has 8 exons. Gene Ontology annotation, molecular function: magnesium ion transmembrane transporter activity. Gene Ontology annotation, biological process: magnesium ion transport. The record is from RefSeq and is a predicted model, not a curated record. NCBI's taxonomy places the organism in Eukaryota, Viridiplantae, Streptophyta, Magnoliopsida, Poales, Poaceae. Gene Ontology annotation, cellular component: membrane. Bases 8450 to 9451 code for a protein of 333 amino acids.